Eleginops maclovinus (Patagonian blennie) is the source of this 7046-nucleotide messenger RNA. It is a transcript of the gene zdhhc5a, whose product is annotated as zinc finger DHHC-type palmitoyltransferase 5a. NCBI's taxonomy places the organism in Eukaryota, Metazoa, Chordata, Actinopteri, Perciformes, Eleginopidae. The record is from RefSeq and is a predicted model, not a curated record. Gene Ontology annotation, biological process: protein palmitoylation. Gene Ontology annotation, molecular function: palmitoyltransferase activity.
UAGAGUUCUGUAGUAACGUUACUGACGAAUAUGUCGGCCUCUGGGAAUCUCUUGGCCACCAAUAUUAUAGAUAUAUGAGAAGAACACAAUUGUUUUGGAAUAUAAUAACGAAUCGGUUGCAUCUUAUUUGACUUCCAUGUUGGUGGAGUGGCCUGCAGACAGAUGCUAGCUAUUUUAAAGAAGUUAAGGAACCAGGCAGCUUCCAGCCCUAACGCUAGCUAACAGUUGUAACCGCAGAGCUAGCUGUGUAGUAAAUAACGUUAGGCAUACUGCGAGGUAGCCACACAUUUAAGGUAUUAGCUUGACGCUGGGAAAGCUAACUUAGCCCGCACAGCUAGACUCGUUACGGUACAGCUUGCUGAAGCAGUCGCAUGGAUAUUAUGGACGUAACGUUAAGAAGCUGUCUCAAUUUAUUAUAAUCACAGGAGGAAAUAACACCGCCAUGAGUAACACAUCCCAUUCACGGUGCCUGGACCCAGAACAGCUGUGAAGCCCUCACAGGUGCAGCAUCCUGACCAACCAUCAGACUGGAUUAUCUUCACUGGCACAGACGUAUGGUUGGAGGUGAUACUCAAUACUGCCACCUCCUGUGUUUUAUCCACCUAUAAAGCAACAAAUCCGAGGGGCCACUGAUCAGCACUGGAUCCUGUUUUUGAUGUUGGAAAAUGACACUCUCAACCUGAAAAACCUCAAGAUACAAAAAGGAUUCUCUAUCUUCCAUACAUAAAAGCCACAGCGCUUCUCAGUUUGGUUGAGUUCAUCAUUAGGACGUCGCUCCAGAAAGAGUGUUUCCUCCAGGGGAUUGUUGCGUGAGGAUGUUAUCAGAGCCUCAGUGCUCUCCGCUGGGAAAGGAAGCAGAGGGAAGGCCCUGCGUGUCCCUGGAGAAGAGGGGAACAGAGCCCGUAGCUGGAAGGCUGACUGUUAGAUAACUAACAGGCACGGUCACACUCUAACACAGUGGAGCGAGGAGACUAGUGGGGGGGUUUGCGUUGGCUUGCUGAUACACUAGAUGGAACCGUUAUCUUUUCGCAAAUAACUCCCAGCACUCCAAAUCCACUCUGUAAAUUAAGUUCAUUUACAUGGAUACUGAUGGAUGUUCUGCUGGAUUUUCCUCCAGAUGUUUUGGAAAGACCACCAAUGUGUUCUUUUUGUCUUCCGAUCACAUCCCCGUUGCUGGCAGGUGAGGUGGUUUGAAUCAGCCACCGGCGGGGUUUAGGCAUGCCCCGACACAGGAAAACCAGGCUACUCCACUGGCCCCUUUACAGACUGCUGGUUCUAAUACGAGUCCUGGACUGAAAGCAAAUUAUCUCCUCCCCCAAACAGAGAUUAUCACCUUUUUUUAAAAAUCAAAACAUUGUUGGGCUUUUGAUUUAAGGGACAUUUUGCUAGCACAGACUUGCCUACAAGCUUGCCAUACACACCCACAACUUGUUUUGUUUUCAGCUUUCCUCUCCGUUAUCUCCUUCUUUUGGCCUUAUUUGCUCCAUCUUUUAAGUCUCCUACUCGGAAAUGCCUACCUCUGCUAUCUCUUGCACCUCACCAGACUCCAUUCACACACCAAUCAAAUGAAGCUGGAUGAGUUCACAUCAGGUGCAACCGGCAUCCGUUUAGCUGAGUCUGUCAGGAUUGGAUUGGCACUAACCGAGUUUUAAUAUCUCAUUAACAAACCUCUUUUCAUCAUCAUGUUUUUAAUCAAGCCUUUAUUCACAUUGCAAAAGCUCAGCAGAUGUCCUCUCCUAAAAUGAUACUACUCUAGUGGAAACAGAGGAAUGAUCAGAUACUAGUGGCUUGUGUUUGUAAUUGAAUGACAUGUUGGGAAAAACAGAGUCCAACUAGAGUAGUGUGAGGACCCCUCCCCCUCUUUUCAAUUAGUGGCUUAUUUGUUCAUCCUGCUUUUUCACCACACACACACACACACACACACACACACACACACACACACACACACACACACACACACACACACACACACACACACACACACACACACACAGUAGAUCAGGAUUGACCUAAGACCCAUUUCCACGUUAAAGAGGAAGCCCUCUUUAAUUAUCCCUCCUUUUCUUUUCUAUUCAUCCUUUUUUACAUUUUUGUUGCCAGUCCAUCAUCUCUACCCCCUACACAUCUACUUGUUACAGAAACAUUUAAGUCUAAGUGACGCAUUCCUAACCAUAACGGUUGCUGGAAAAACACACCCCACAACACAAAGGACGUGAUGCCAGGUGUCAGCAGUAAGAGUGGAGGGCGGGGUCCAUCCUCGUCCCCCCUCCGUCACACCGUGAUCCCGGCCGGCAGACCCCUGAGACCCUCCCGCUAUGUCCCGGUGUCUGCAGCCACGUUCUUCCUGGUUGGCUCCACCACGCUCUUCUUCUGCUUCACGUGUCCGUGGCUUUCAGAGCGGUUCUCUGUGGCUGUGCCAAUCUACAAUGGAGUCGUUUUCCUGUUUGUUUUGGCUAACUUCUGUAUGGCCACAUUCAUGGACCCCGGCAUCUUCCCGAGAGCUGAGGAGGAUGAGGACAAGGAGGACGAUUUCCGUGCCCCCCUCUAUAAGACUGUGGAGAUCAGAGGGAUCCAGGUCAGGAUGAAGUGGUGCUCAACGUGUCGCUUCUACAGGCCGCCACGCUGCUCCCACUGCUCCGUCUGUGACAACUGUGUGGAGGACUUCGACCACCACUGUCCGUGGGUGAACAACUGCAUAGGCAGGAGGAACUACCGCUACUUCUUCCUCUUCCUCCUCUCUCUGACGGCUCACAUCAUGGCCGUGUUUGGCUUCGGCAUGCUGUUCAUCCUCUACCAUCGGCAGAAUAUUGACCGCCUGCACGCCAUCGUCACGCUGGCUGUAAUGUGUGUUGCAGGCUUGUUCUUCAUCCCUGUUGCUGGCCUCACUGGCUUCCACAUUGUGCUUGUGGCCAGAGGCAGGACUACCAAUGAACAGGUGACGGGGAAGUUCAGAGGAGGUGUUAACCCUUUCACCAAUGGCUGUUGGAAGAAUGUCUCUCAUGUCCUCUGCAGCUCUCAGGCACCCAGGUAUCUGGGCAGGAAGAAGUGUGUGCAGAGUGUGUGUGUGCAGCCUCCCUUCCUGCGGCCGCAGCUGACAGAAGCCCAGCUGGCUGCAAAGAUCCUGGACAACGGCAUCCAGGGGGACCUGCACCGGUCCAAAUCCAGUCUGGAGAUGAUGGAGAGCCAGUCAUGUGACGCUGAACCUCCACCUCCUCCCAAACCGGAGCUCCGCUACCCUGGGAUCACCCGAGGAAACACAGAGGAGUGCAGUCUUCUGAACAAAGCCCCUCCCACCCCCACCAUGUACAAAUACAGGCCCACCUACAGCCCUGGGAAGAACCACACAGCGCUCACACAUGCUUACGCCAACCAGUUGAGUCGAGGAGAGAGUGUUGGUAGUGCCAAAGACUCCUCUUCCUCCACCUCCUCCCUCCUCCAGGCCAGCCAGCAGCCCGGUUUCCGCUCCCAGCCCAGCCUGGACCGGAGGGAUGCUUCAGGGGGGAUUGGGGGAGGAGGAGGAGGAGGGGGAGGAGGAGGAGGAGGAGGAGGCGGGGGGGAGGAGAGGAUAGAGGGGAGAAGAGAGGCAGGGAGCAUCCCUGGCUACACCCUCGGUGGACGUUCGUACCCCUCCUUCUCCGACCCCACGGUCCUGUCAGGGGUGGCGUCUCGCUCCUCCAGCUCCACCCACAACUCGGCCGGCAACACCCACAUCUCCGAGGCAACCACCAACUCCGCCAGCUUCAAGAGCUUAGCCAAUCAGACGCCCCCGCCUCAUCAUCCGUCCCGCAACGGCAGCCUGUCCUAUGACAGCUUGGUGGCAGGUGGAGACGACUUCGACAAAGGGGGGGUUGUGGCCCCUGAGGCCCCGUCUGGAAGACCCUGUACGCCGGCAGCAGGCGGCUAUACCUCCCCCUUCCUGUCCCACCCGAGAGACACUGAGAUGCAGUCACCCCAUCACUACCACCGCUCCUCCCAGCAUCACCACCACCACCAGCCCUUCCUCCAUCGCUCCUCCUCUACCACAUCCUCCUCCCCGCCGCCUCCCCUGGACAGGGAGCGCCUGCUGGGGGAUCCUCACCUCCAGCCAGCCAAUCACGCCUCCGCUCCACCCUCCUCUGCCGCCCCGCUUCCCCCUCACCAUCACCACCACCACGCCCAUCACCACCACCACCAUGCCGCCCACCACCACCACCACCACUCCUCCUCUUCCUCGUCUUCCACCAGCCGCCCUCCUCGCUUCGCCGCUCCUUACGCGCCGCCCCCCCACCACCACGCCUAUCCCUACCGCACCCGAUCCACUGACACCCCUCUGGGAUCCUCCUCCACCUCCACCACCCAUCCUCCCCGCUCUCCGCACCCCCCGCCCCUGGGCAAGUCGCUCUCCUAUUCGAGCGCCGCCGCUGCUGAGAUGCAGUACCGGCUUGUCCGGAAGGCGUCGGCGUCAGCCGGGGCCAACGCAGCCGGGGUGGGAGGAGGAGGAGGAGGAGGGGGAGGAGGAGGAGGAGUAAUACCGCCGCCAAAGGAUGAGCUGAUCCAGAUGAAACCUCUGAGUCGGACCAACGGCGGCCAGCCCUUCUCCUCCUGCUCGGCCCCUUCCUCUCCCUGUCACCCAAUCAGCGUGUCCGCCCGACCCGGGAUGGCCUAUCCCAGCUCCACACUGACACACAGUCCCGCUCACAAGCCUCAGGGUGGUGGGGUUAAGAAGGUGACUGGCGUCGGGGGCACCACCUACGAGAUUUCUGUGUGACUGGCGACCAGACCCCCACCCUCCCUGGAAGACCGAAGAGGAGGUUCUGCGGCCUCCUCCCCCUUUGAGGGAGAGAGCCAGUUUUGAGGGUGUGAGCAGGAUCCGGAUCUCACUGCUGGUUGGCUGUGGAGCUAGACUGGAUCCGCCUCAUUUCCUGUGCAGGUGACGUUAGGAUGGAGAACACAGGAACCAUCCCAGUAUGCUCGCUGUGGUCAGGUGUUACAUUAGGCAUUCCCACUGCCAGGGGGAGGGCUCAGACCCCCACCGGCCCCCACCAACUAUAACUUUAGAGUCUACUUGCCAGCACUGUGAAGCUGGAAAUAUUGAGGACUCCACAAUUUUGUGUUAGAGAUGUGUAUAACGGGCCCCCAGUAAUUACUAACCGCUAGAUGCUAACUCACAAAUGUUGAGCAAUUUUUACAAUUAGCAUGAGUUCCUGUUAGCAUUAAUUAGCAUUGUGGCCUAUGUGGACAAUGGCUUAAAACUGGCAUGGCCGAUUUGGACAAUUUUAGUGUGGUUUUAAAGGUUAUUGAGGAUUCUGAAUCCAUUUCUGACAUUUCAGGAUACAAAAUGGAAGGUUUACCCAGGAAGGGGAUAUAUUUGUGCUCUUGGUAGGCUGAUUCUGACUACCAGGAGUAGCCAUUGGAUAUAGAGAGCUAUUGUGGAUGGUUUGUUUAUUUUUUUUGUUCAAAUAAAUAAGCAAUGUGUCCAAUACAAAUGAUCCAGAGAUCACUAAAAUGUCAAAAUCAACCCAAAAUGACAAACAAUCAGGCCAACGGGAGUACAAAGAUUGGCGUUUUCUGGUUACAACUGGCAAUUUGGAUCCUACACAUUUCAGAAAUGGAUUCAGAAUCUUCCAUAACCCCGAACCUAUCAAUAAUUGUCCAUUUGGCAAAGCCAUUUCUUAACUAUUGUCCACAUAGGCCAUAAUGCUAAUUCAUGCUAAUCAACAGGAACUUAUUCUAAUUGUGCAAAUUGCCCAACAGCAAGUUAUCAUCCAGCAGUUUCCAUGUGCUGGGAACCGUACUUUACAUUUCUAAUGCAUUGGGGUACUUUACAUUUCGGGGUUCACUACAGGACUCUGAGCUGACACCUAGACUAUCACCCAUCAGCACUUUUACACUGAAGCUGCACUGGGUUAACAUUGGUGAUAUUUUCCAUCCUUUACACACUCCGUUUUUGAACAUCAUUGAACACUAGGAUGAUGAUGAUGCUGCACAGUGUGUGGAACCUGACUGAACUAAAAGUGGAGAGCUUCUCCCCGAGCUGUUCAGUGUAAACUAAAUGUGAUGUGUGCUUUGAAUAAGCUUCCAGCAGAUGGAGUGAUCCGAUUGGACCGUGAGAACAGGUGUUGUCGUGAUGUGUGAUGAUCUGCUGCCACAGCCUGCAGUCAGUAACGUGGUGUUGUAUUAUGGGCUGGAAGGAACAGCACAUGAACUUCUCCAUCGAUGUUGUGAAUGGACUCGACCUUUAGAUAGAGCCAUGAAAACUGUGACUGAAAAAAAAACAAAGUGCUGAUUCCCCGUCUGUUGAUUUUCUCUUAGAUGUGAAUAUGAUUCCAUGUUUGUACAGGGUGAUGUGAUUUUAAAUGUGGAUUUCUCUUUUUAAGUGGCGUUCAUAGCAGACCGCAGCAUGCACUACUAUUAUACCGGCCGCCGUGUGUGGUCUGUGAACAAACAGGAGACAAAGUGAACAAGGAAGUCAUGCUUUGAACCCAACACAACUCAUUCCUUGAGCAACUGCCUUGAAAAUUAAAGUGUUUUUUAUGUCACCCAUUUAAUUUGAAAUAGUUUUAUAUGAAUUUAUAUAGAAAUAUAGCUGUUGAUAAAUGAAGAGAUUUAAUGUUGACUGAAAGGUUGAGUUUCAGAAUCCUGUUAAAAAAGAAAGACCAGCUGCCUUCUUUCUAACAUAUCCAGUAGUUAUCUAUACAAAGUUCACCCUAUUCUACCAUAGAUGAAUCUGGCUUCUCCCUCACUACCACACUCACUAUUCUAACAGGAAACUUCGUCAGUGGAAUUCACCAUUGGUGGGCCUGGGAAAUGCUUUUAUGAUGACGUUAAAGCACAAGUGAAACUCCCGGUCUGAGAACAUGUGUUAAAUGAUGAUGUUCGGACACCAACAAUAACUGUCCUGCUAAAGGUUUCUGGGACAGGGCGAUCCAGGAUCAGCUGCACAGUAAGUCUACAGUGGACACUAAAUCUAACCUUGAAAAUAAUAUUGUUUUAUUGCCUCUUUUGGAAACAGCACACCUUGGGAAAUAAUGGAGCUAACUGAUAAUAAAAUGUUAAUACGGAGCUUA